AUGAAUUCUUCAAAGAGGACAUCGUUAUAUGAACAUUUACCCGAAGAGGAAAGCAAUGAUUCUGUACAGAAACAGAAGAUCUUACACAAAGGAAAAGGGAGAGCGCGUAAGAGGUCAAUAGGGUUGGAGAACAUUGACAUAGACGACGAGGACAACAUGUACGUAAACUCUGGUGGAAAUUUCAGUGAUGUCGACGAGUCAAUUUCCAUACCUGUAAAGAAUUUUGGGGCUGUCUUAGAGCAAAAAGAGGCUGACGAACUCCUGGACAAGGAAUACCAGACUUUACUAUCUGGUGCUGUACACCCACAUGAUGAAGGGAAGAAGGAGUACAACAUACCGAAAAAUAGAUUCAUUUCGACAUUUCCGUACGACCACUCCAGGGUGAUUCUCGAGGAUCAGAAGUCAGAACCGGGAUCUGAUUAUAUCAACGCCAACUAUAUUGACGACAGCACAUCCAGAUCAGAAGUCUACAUUGCAGUGCAAGGUCCAAAGAAAAAGACCUUCGAGGCGUUUUGGCUGAUGAUUUGGCAGCAGAAAUGCCAUACUAUAGCUAUGUUGGCUAAUUUAUACGAAAAUGGAAAGAACAAAUGCUACAAAUAUUGGCCUAAUAUGGACGAUCCGAUCAACACGGCGACAUUUGUCAUCAACCUGAACUCUGAAAAACAGUACGCUUUCUACGCCAUAAGGGUGAUAAUGCUGAAACAUAGACACGAACGCAGAGAGCGACAAAUAUACCAGUUUCACUACACAAAAUGGCCAGACCACGACAUACCAGAUGUGUUUGAACUUGUCAUGUUUCACCGACAUUUGCAGCAUUUACGGACCCAAGGGGAUGGACCACUGGUUGUCCAUUGCAGUGCGGGAAUAGGGAGAACAGGAACUUUGAUUGCAUUGGAUGCCUUGUUGGAAGCAGGGAAGACGGCAGACGUGAUAGACAUACAUGGAUAUGUAAAAAUCAUGAGGAACAAUCGAAUGAACAUGGUCCAAACUGUGAAUCAGUACAAAGCACUUCAUCUGGCUCUCUUAGAAGGCCUUAGUUUCCCGUACAGCAUUCAAACAAAGACAGAUUUCAUCAGCUCCGAGGACAGCAACGUCUAUGAGAUCCCUGCCAACCAAACACAACGCAGCAAGGAAUUCCAGACUCUUCAAGAUGUUAAUGCAAUCAGUGAGAAACGUUUGAAAUACAUUGUUGCCAAGUCUACAGAGAACAGGAACAAGAACCGCGACAUGGAUAUUCUACCAGGCGACAAUUACAGAGUGGUCUUAUACUCAAAGAAGAAUAACUACAUCAACGCAAUUAAACUUCCGGAAAUUCCGUGGUUGCCCGCAAAAUCCAGGGUCAAGUAUACUAAUGAAUUUGAGAUUCGGUCGAUGUCGGUCGAAAGAUGUGAGGAUAACAUCAAUGCAUCAAUGAUGGAGAUCACAAACAAGCAAAGUAACACUAAUCAACGUGUAAAGCUGUUCCAAGUCAGUAAUUGGGCAAAAGAUUCGUCCAUUCCAUCAAGUCAGAGUGUCCUGUGUAAACUCCAUUAUCUGGUAGAGGCAUGGAUGAUGUCUCAAGAGGAGGUACCAGUCGUGGUCAUGUGUUUUAGAUUUGUUUUGUUGUUAAGGGAUGGAGCAAAACGCUGUGGUCUAUACUGCCUUAUCAGUACAACGUUGGAGAGACUGGACAUGGAGUCGGAUAUCGACUUGUAUGCUACCACAAGACAGUUGCAGAUCCGGCGUCCUCAAUUAGUUGCUUCUAUGGACCAGUACCAAUAUACCUUGGAUGCUGUGAAAGCCCAUCUUCACACUAUGGGCAACAGCUACUACCAAGAGUGCCAACACGAAGAGGCAGUUUAUCAGAACAGUCCAUGAUGUAAAGGGUCUCGGUAUUGUGUCUCCGGAAACCACCGACACAUUUCUGUGUUUAAAGCUUCUGACUAAUACAUCGAUAACCGCAAGUUGAUGAUGAUCCCGAUUCUAAUGUGAUUAUGGGCGUUUUCUCUCACUUUUGGUUUCCCUUUUUGUUCAGAACAUUUAUGCACUUGCCUAGAUAAAUUACUUUGAGGAUACAUUUUAAUUACCAUGUAUUAAUUGAGGUACGGUAGUCUAGUGGUAGGACGCCGGGCUCGUGACCGAAGGUUUGUGGGUUCGCGUCACGUCACGUCACUGUGUUGUAUCUUUGAACAAGAUACUUUACUCCGCUUGUUCCAGUCUACUCAGCUGAAAAUAGGUACUUGGUUGGCCUGUGCUAGA
Mizuhopecten yessoensis (Yesso scallop) is the source of this 2238-nucleotide messenger RNA. RefSeq names its product receptor-type tyrosine-protein phosphatase kappa-like. Gene Ontology annotation, biological process: protein dephosphorylation. NCBI's taxonomy places the organism in Eukaryota, Metazoa, Mollusca, Bivalvia, Pectinida, Pectinidae. The coding region runs from base 1 to 1857 and encodes 618 amino acids. The record is from RefSeq and is a predicted model, not a curated record. Gene Ontology annotation, molecular function: protein tyrosine phosphatase activity. The transcript has 16 exons.